AUGAUUGAUGAUGAAUCGAGCACGAAGCCCGAACCUGGGAGCACGAAGAGAAAUUAUAUUGUGAUUGAUGAUGAAUCUGGCCCAGCCAUUAAAUUUGGUGAGCUGUUGGAGGAGUUGACUUAUGACACAGCCUGGCCUGCCCCGAGCGGGCAAGAGGCAGAUAUACCAAACGCUCUUGCACUCUCCUUGGAUAAAUGCUUUUGCCAAGAAGCUGAAAGGAACUAUGACCAAAGUGAGUCAUUUUGCUCCAUAUUCGCCUUGUUAAACGCUCAUCCUUGUGGUCUAGGUACGAGAGCCAAUGAGCGGUCAAGCCCACUAGGCUCUACCUCCAAUCCUAUUAUGAUCUAUAUCGAUGAAGACUGCAGCACGAAUCAGCGUGAUUCCGAAGCAGGUAUUCAGAUCACGCCGGACUAUCUCGGCCUCCCUUACUGGGCAAUUGAUAGCCCGCCUGUGACAUUUGGAUCUCCAGCCUGUGAAUUGGUCGAACGUGACGCUCAUUCUUCCGAGUUGUACACGGAGUCUCAUCCCAAAGUGUUUGAGAGGGACACUAGUCCCUCGGGCUCGGCUCCCAAUCCAAUCGUGAUCCAUGUCGAAACAGAGGCAGAUAAGUGCGAUUCAGAUGUCGACACCGAGAUCAUGACCUCGCCCUAA
Messenger RNA from Penicillium verhagenii, 651 nucleotides. RefSeq lists its product as uncharacterized. The record is from RefSeq and is a predicted model, not a curated record. Bases 1 to 651 code for a protein of 216 amino acids. The transcript has a single exon. Lineage: Eukaryota; Fungi; Ascomycota; Eurotiomycetes; Eurotiales; Aspergillaceae.